Cucurbita maxima (winter squash) is the source of this 4689-nucleotide messenger RNA. RefSeq names its product autophagy-related protein 11. The coding region runs from base 974 to 4441 and encodes 1155 amino acids. Gene Ontology annotation, cellular component: extrinsic component of membrane; phagophore assembly site membrane; Atg1/ULK1 kinase complex. NCBI's taxonomy places the organism in Eukaryota, Viridiplantae, Streptophyta, Magnoliopsida, Cucurbitales, Cucurbitaceae. The record is from RefSeq and is a predicted model, not a curated record. Gene Ontology annotation, molecular function: protein kinase binding; molecular adaptor activity. Gene Ontology annotation, biological process: reticulophagy; autophagy of mitochondrion; autophagy of peroxisome. The transcript has 5 exons.
CGAGACUUUGAAGAGAGAGAGAGAGAGAGAGAGAGAGAGAGAGAGAGAGAGAGAGAGAGAGAGAAGAAGAGGAAGAAGCUGUUCUGUUAGACGGUGGUGGCCGCCAUGGAAGCUUCCUUCAUGCCUUUUUAAUAUUCAAAGCGACAGCGAAAGAGAGCGAACCAGAAGCGAAUUUGUUGAUGAUUAUCGAAAACACACGCACACACACACACACAAAAACGUUGAUUUUAUCUUCACAUUUUUAUAAUUUUUCACAAAAGUAUGAUAUUGCUACAAGGUUUCGUAGAGGUUUUCUUGUGCUGAGAAUCAAAAUUCUUGUACUUACUUCUUUCUACGUUAUCGCUUCGGAUUAUCUUUAUCUUCUUCUGUUGUUGGUCAUUUUCGUCAACCCUAGAGUUUAGGCUUUUGGUUUUGAUUCGUUCCUGUUUUCGUGUUCAUCUGAGCAAGUUUGUAAAGUGGACGGAUAUCAAGAUAUCUUCGGCGAAAAUUCUGGUUUUCGGGUUGGAUUUUGUUUUGGCUAGGUCGGCGAUUAGUAGGGUCUUACUGGGACCGGGUGGGACUUUCGAAUCGAGCCGAUUUUGCUAGUUCUUCUUGGUUUGUUGCUGGGGAUUGGGGUCAUCGAUUGAAGGUUGUGGUUUGGUUUAGAAUCGAGUAGUAUUGAAGGUCGAUAAACUUCGUAAUUGAUAUUAGGUUUUUAGGGAUUUUAGAUCAAGCUACUUUAGCAGUGAAGUAGUGAUUUGAGAUUUCGGAUCUAAGUUGAGUGUUAAGGUUUAAAUGAUGGACUUCUGAAGUCCAGCAGAAAGGGCGGGACAUAAUCUGGAAGGAAGAACAGCCGAUUUGACUUUCCUUGCCGUGCCUCGGCCAUUGACGACGGAUAGGUUCUUCACGUUUGGGUUUGAUACCUCUUUUGUGUGAAAGAAGGGUUUAAUUUGGCCGUGGGAACCUGUGGUUGAGAUUCUUCAUUGUGGAUAAGAUGAGCUCAAGCGUGACAGAUGCUGGUGCAAACAGCGGCAAAUUGCUGGUUCAUGUUUCUGAAAAUGGACACUCCUUUCAGCUUGAUUGUUAUGAGGGUAUGCUGGUUGAGGAUGUGAUGCGCUUGAUUGAAUCAGUCACGGGGAUUAACUGCAAUGAUCAGUUUAUUCUCUCAUUGGAUGUUAGGCUGGAAUCUCAGCGACCCCUUUCUGUUUACAAGCUUCCAGCAGAUGAUCGGGAAGUUUUCUUGUUUGAUCGAUCCAGGCUACAAAGCAAUGCACCGCCACCUCCACCGGAGCAGAUUGAUAUCCUUGAUAUUGCAGAACCACCAUCACCUUCAACUUCACAAGAUUCCCAUCCUUUAGAUGAUGCCUCGGACCCUGCUUUGAAGGCUUUGCCUUCUUAUGAGAGGGAGUUUCGUUACCAUUACCACAAGGCUCAUACAAUAUAUAGUAGUACGGUGAUGAAGUUUGAUUACUGUGAGAGGCUUUUAAGAGAGCAGAAGGUUCAAGAGAGAGCUUUAGAGGUUGCAAAGGGUAAUUUGGAUCAAUACUUUAAAAUGAUUAAUCAGAACUACACAGAUUUCAUGAGGCGUUAUUCGCAGCAGCAUCGGGUUCAUACUGAUCUGUUGGUUAACUUGGGUAGAGACAUUGAGAAAUUGCGGUCUGUUAAGCUUCAUCCUGCCUUACAAACAGCGAAUCACAAGUGCUUAUUGGAUUUUGUCAAGGAGGAUAGUUUGCGGAAGUUAGCAGAAAAUUGCAGCAGUUCGCACAGCCAGUUUGAGAACAAAGUUUUUCAAUUCAAGGCAAUGUUUAACGAGGUUAAGCGAAAAGUUGAAGAUUUAUUUUCCAGCAGGGCUUCUUUCUCUAUCAAGAAUUUGGAACUGAAUAUUAAGGAGCAUCAGCGGUAUAUCAAUGAACAGAAGAGUAUAAUGCAAUCCUUGAGCAAAGAUGUUGAUACUGUUAAGAAACUGGUGGAUGAUUGCCUAUCUUGUCAGUUAUCUUCCUCACUUCGCCCUCAUGAUGCGGUCUCGGCCCUAGGUCCUAUGUAUGAUGUUCAUGACAAGAAUCAUCUGCCAAGAAUGCAAGCUUGUGAUCGUGCAGUUUCCAAACUGCUUGAUGUCUGUAAGGAUAAAAAGAUUCAAAUGAACAACUUCUUGCACCAUUACAUGCAAAAGAUUGCUUAUAACUCUUACAUCAUCAAGGAUGUCAAACUACAGUUUCCUGUUUUUAAAGAGGCAAUGGGGCGUCAGGAGGACCUAUUUAUGGACCUAAAGUUGGUGCGAGGGAUCGGUCCAGCCUAUAGAGCUUGUCUUUCUGAAGUUGUGAGAAGGAAAGCCUGCAUGAAGCUUUACAUGGGUAUGGCUGGUCAAAUGGCUGAAAGGCUUGCAAGAAAGAGGGAGGAUGAGGUUAGAAGACGUGAAAUGUUUCUGACAGAGCAUAGUGGAUACUUUCCAAGAGAUGUAAUAGAAUCCAUGGGAUUAAACGAUAUGCCUAACCCGUGUGAUGUUCAUAUAACUCCUUAUGACGACCGUUUAAUUAACGUUGAUAUUUCGGACCUUGACCAUUAUGCUCCUGAGUACUUGUUAGGAUUCCCUUCGAAAAGUGAGAAGCAAGGAGGCCCCAAGGAUUCCUUUACGAAGUCAGUUGGAGCUUUGAGUUCUGUUGAGGCUGAAGAAAUUUCGAAGGGCACCUUUGAGAGUUAUGUCUCUGGGGAGCUUGCUGAAGGUUCUGAGUUAGUAGAGAUUUCUGGAACCAGCAAGAUGGAAGUUGAAAAUGCAAAAUUGAAAGCUGAUCUUGCUUCUGCUUUAGCCUUUAUCUGUUCAUUCUCUCCCGAAUGUGAUUUAAAUGAUGACAGCAAAGUAGACAGUAUCUUAAAGAAUGCUGCUGAGAAAACAGCUGAAGCCUUGCAUCUUAAAGAUGAAUAUGGAAAACAACUUCAAUUAAUGCUUAAAACUAAGCAGAUGCAGUGUGAAUCAUAUGAAAGACGCAUUAAAGAAUUGGAACAAAGGCUGUCAGAUCAGUAUUUGCGGGGGCAAAAUCUCUCAAAUAAUGAUGUGUCUGAUUUUUCAGUUUUGGCUGAAAAGAGUGAUGAUUGCAAGCCACGAGUUAUUGGCUGUCUAGAAUCCCCUGCACCUUGUAUAUCUACUACAGAGCCAAUGGACGAGGUUUCUUGCAUCUCUAAUUCACUGGAUGUGAAGCUGGGGCUUUUUGCUGGACAGCCGGGUAGAGCUCAAGAAGCAGUUGAUGAAAAUAUGAUGGAUUCCCGUGGCGAUCAGAACCCUCAUUUGGAUUCCUCAAUGAUGGAGCCAAAUCGUGAAGAAUUUCAAGACAAUGAUAAAUAUGUGAGAGAUAAAGUAGGACAGAUGGGAAUAUCUCUGACGAACAGUUCCACUGCUGAGAGCAUGCCUCGGUCUCUGAAUGUUUUACCGUGUGAAACAGUAGAAGAUCCCAAUUUGGAAUCUAAUCUUCAGAAUGGCCUUCUGCUGGAGUUACAAGAUGCACUUGCGGACAAGACUAAUCUGUUGAAUGAAACUGAGACAAAACUUAAAGAUGCUAUGGAGGAGGUUGCCUCACUGAAGAUAGAGUUGGAAGCUAGUAGGAAGCUGCUUGAUGAAUCUCAGAUGAAUUGUGCCCACUUGGAGAAUUGUCUGCAUGAAGCGAGGGAGGAGGCUCAAACUCAUCUUUGUGCAGCUUCCCGUAGGGCUUCAGAGUAUAAUGCACUUCGUGCAUCAGCUGUGAAAAUGCGGGGCCAUGUUGAAAGACUAAAAACUUAUGUUUUUGCUCCAAGUGGAGUGGCUGCUUUUGCUCAUUCCUUACGCACUUUAGCACAAUCUUUAGCCAAUUCUGUUAGCGACAAUGAAAACGAUGGCACCAAUGAAUUCCGCCAAUGCAUCUGGGCUAUAGCAGAGAGGGUCGGAAUUUUGGUCAAAGAACGUGAAGAACUGCUUGAAAAAUACCCGAAGCUUGAAGCUGCGAACGAACAACUUGUCAAAGAACUAGAAGAAAAGAAAGAGCUUGUUAAAACUUUGUACUCAAAGCAUCAACUUGAGAAGCAGGCAAACAAGGAAAAGAUUUCAUUUGGUCGCAUGAAAGUCCACGAGAUUGCUGCGUUUGUUCGGAAUGCAGCUGGACAUUACGAGGCAAUCAAUCGGAACUGCGCCAACUACUACCUGUCUGCUGAAUCUGUGGCUUUAUUUGCAGACAAUCUCCUUACCCGGCCUAACCACAUUGUUGGGCAGGUUGUCCACAUUGAACGCCAGAUCGUGAAACCAUCGCCGCCUUCUCCUCGGCGUGAUCACGGUAGGGUGGAUCAAACUGAUUGUGUGAUCUCCGACUCGGGGACUGAUAGGUUGACCUUGAAUUCAGGUUUAUCUUUGAACCCGUACAGUCUUCCCGUCGGAUGUGAAUAUUUUAUAGUAACCGUAGCGAUGUUACCGGAUACUGCUAUUCAUUCAACAGCUUCCUGAUCUCCCUGCAAACAAGCGACUGACAUGAUGGAAGAUCCCAAAUGUAGAUAUUAAUUACAUUGAAGAACAAUUGUUGGGAGGUGAACUUUUUUUUAUUUUUCAUUUUGUACAAAUGAUGGUGGAUGAGCUUUUUAACAAACCCAUCUCUCUCUCUCUCUCUCUCUCUCUCUCUGUAAAUAUUUAACCUUCCAGUGUGUGGAAAACUGUGAAUAUUAUUGCCACCCCUAGUCUUUAAUUUGACUCUACUU